AUGAUAAUAUAUUGUAGGGAUCAAAAUGAUGAGAAUGAUAAUUCAUGUGCGAGAGUAGAUGCCAUUCUUAUUAGGAGAAAAGAUUCUAAAAGUCAUGUUAAAGUACAUAGAGUACUCAAUGCAUGGGGACCUCAAACAGUCGAUCAACAUGCUUUACAUAAAGCUACGAUGUCAGGACCGACCCAAACAAAUAAUAAUUACUCGUCCGUAUUGGAUGAAAGAAUCUCAACCACCGAAAAAAUUCUUGGAAUAAAUCGACCUGUUCCCAAAGAUGUAUAUGAAAGACUCAAAAAUAUCGAAGAUCGAAUAUUAUACUUAGAAGGCAUAUCUCCCGAAUACAAGGAUCUUUGGAAAGCGGAAGAUAUGAACAACCUCAAAGGAACAUUUAAACCAGUCAGGAAAAGGACAUAUUCUAUGGCAGAACUUGAUUCUAAACUGCAUGAAUUAGAAGACAAAUAUGCCAAAAGGGCGAAAUGA
Molecule: messenger RNA, 477 nt
Organism: Bombus huntii
Lineage: Eukaryota; Metazoa; Arthropoda; Insecta; Hymenoptera; Apidae
Product: MAP3K12-binding inhibitory protein 1-like
Exons: 4
Coding region: 1-477 (158 amino acids)
Source: RefSeq, a predicted model, not a curated record